AUGGUAGCAGCAAUGAUUGUAAAGAAGGUUGAUCAGUUCAUUUUUCUUUGGUUCCUUGCCAUUUAUGCACCAGCAGCUACAUUUUGUGCCAAUGUGACAUAUGAUCACAGAGCAUUGAUCAUUGAUGGCAACCGUAGGGUGUUGAUUUCUGGUUCCAUUCAUUACCCUCGUAGCACUCCUGAGAUGUGGCCAGACCUUAUCCAGAGAUCCAAAGAUGGAGGAGUUGAUGUGAUUGAGACCUAUGUUUUCUGGAACCUACACGAACCAAUUCGAGGCCAGUAUAAUUUUGAAGGAAGGAGUGAUUUGGUCAAAUUUGUAAAGGAAGUGGCAGCAGCAGGUCUAUAUGUUCAUCUGCGAAUCGGUCCAUAUGUCUGUGCUGAAUGGAACUACGGGGGUUUCCCUAUUUGGCUGCAUUUCAUUCCAGGGAUUAAGUUUCGAACUGAUAAUGAACCAUUUAAGGCAGAGAUGAAGAGAUUCACUGCCAAGAUUGUCAACAUGAUGAAGCAAGAGAGCCUCUAUGCCUCACAAGGAGGACCUAUUAUCUUAUCACAGAUUGAAAAUGAGUAUGGAGAUGUUGAUUGGGCCUAUGGUCCUGCAGCAAAACCUUACAUAAAAUGGGCAGCAUCAAUGGCUACUUCUCUUGAUACUGGUGUCCCCUGGGUUAUGUGCAUGCAAGCAGAUGCUCCUAAUCCAAUUAUUGACACAUGCAAUGGAUUUUACUGCGAUCAGUUCACACCAAACUCUAAUGCUAAGCCGAAGAUUUGGACCGAGGGCUAUAACGGAUGGUUUCUUUAUUAUGGUGGAGCUGUACCUUACAGACCUGUGGAAGAUCUUGCAUUUGCUGUGGCAAGAUUUUAUCAACUGGGUGGAACUUUUAUGAACUACUAUAUGUAUCAUGGAGGAACCAAUUUUGGUAGAACCACAGGUGGACCUUUUGUUGCUACUAGUUAUGACUAUGAUGCACCACUUGAUGAAUAUGGAAUCAUUAGACAGCCUAAGUGGGGACACCUUAAAGAUUUGCAUGAUUCCAUAAAGCUUUGUGAAGAAGCAUUGAUUGCUACUGAUCCAGCAGUUACAUCUCUUGAUCCAAAUAUAGAGGUUGCAGUUUACAAAACAGAUAAUGUGUGUGCUGCUUUCCUUGCUAACAUCAAUACUACAAUUGAUGUGACUGUGAAUUUUAGCGGCAACUCGUAUCGGUUGCCGGCAUGGUCAGUGAGCAUCUUACCAGACUGCAAGAAUGUUGUGUUUAAUACUGCAAAGAUUAAUUCUGCAUCCACAGUUUCAAUAUUCAGAGCUGAGUCUUUAAAACAAGAUGUUGGUUCUUUGGAAAAUGAUAGCUUGGGAUGGAGUUGGAUUAGUGAACCAAUUGGAAUUUCAAAGAAUGAUUCAUUCUCAAAGUUUGGAUUGCUAGAGCAAAUAAACACCACUGCUGAUAGAAGUGACUAUUUUUGGUACUCAUUAAGCAUUGAUCUUGAAGAUGGUGAUGAUGCUGGUUCUCAAACUGUUCUUCACAUUGAAUCCCUUGGUCAUGCCCUUUAUGCUUUCAUAAAUGGGAAGCUUGCAGGGGGUGGAACUGGCAACAACACCAAUGCCACUGUCAACGUCGACAUUCCUGUCACACUUGUAACUGGAAAGAACACAAUUGACCUCUUGAGUUUAACUGUAGGACUUCAGAACUUUGGAGCAUUUUUUGACACAUGGGGUGCUGGAAUCACUGGACCAGUAACAUUGAAAGGAUUGAAGAAUGGAAGUACUAUUGAUCUCUCCUCCCAACAAUGGACUUAUCAGGUAGGCCUUCUUGGUGAAGACUUAGGUCUGUCUAGUGGAAAUGCUGGACAGUUGAAUUCACAAUCUACCUUACCUAAGAAUCAAUCACUAACAUGGUACAAGACAAACUUUGUUGCUCCCUCUGGCAAUGAUCUGGUUGCAAUCGACUUCACCGGGAUGGGGAAAGGAGAGGCUUGGGUGAAUGGACAGAGCAUUGGAAGAUACUGGCCUACAUAUGUCUCUCCAAAUUCUGGUUGUACCAACUCAUGUGACUAUAGAGGGUACUAUUAUCAAUCCAAAUGUCUCAGGAACUGUGGAAAACCAUCACAGACAUUAUACCAUGUACCAAGAUCAUGGUUAAAAUCAGACAACAACACUCUUGUAUUGUUUGAGGAAAGUGGAGGUGAUCCUACAAAAAUAUCUUUUGCUAGAAAGCAGAUAGGAAGUGUGUGUUCAUAUAUAUCUGAAUCUCACCCUCCACCAAUAGCCUUGUGGAAUUCAGACACAGAAUCAGGGAGAAAAGCAGGGCCAGUGUUGUCACUGGACUGCCCUUAUCCUAAUCAGGUGAUCUCUUCCAUUAAAUUCGCGAGUUUUGGAACACCUUAUGGAACUUGUGGAAACUUCAACCAUGGAAGCUGCAGCAGCAAUAGUGCUCUAUACAUUGUGCAAAAGGCUUGCAUUGGAUCAAGCAGUUGUAACAUCAAUGUAUCGGUUAACACAUUCGGAGAUCCGUGUAAAGGAGUGACUAAAAGACUUGCUGUUGAAGCUUCUUGUAUGUAG
This is a messenger RNA of Arachis duranensis, 2547 nucleotides long. RefSeq names its product beta-galactosidase 8-like. Gene Ontology annotation, cellular component: cell wall; vacuole. NCBI's taxonomy places the organism in Eukaryota, Viridiplantae, Streptophyta, Magnoliopsida, Fabales, Fabaceae. Gene Ontology annotation, biological process: carbohydrate metabolic process. The record is from RefSeq and is a predicted model, not a curated record. The coding region runs from base 1 to 2547 and encodes 848 amino acids. The transcript has 18 exons. Gene Ontology annotation, molecular function: beta-galactosidase activity; carbohydrate binding.